Messenger RNA from Mycena indigotica, 1155 nucleotides. RefSeq names its product Phosphoglycerate mutase-like protein. The transcript has 7 exons. Lineage: Eukaryota; Fungi; Basidiomycota; Agaricomycetes; Agaricales; Mycenaceae. The coding region runs from base 1 to 1155 and encodes 384 amino acids. Gene Ontology annotation, molecular function: acid phosphatase activity. The record is from RefSeq and is a predicted model, not a curated record.
AUGCGAGUUCAAACACUGCUUGUUCUGCCCCUUGUGUCAGGCGUGUUUGGCUCGUCGUUCGACUUGCUUCAGCAUCUGGGGAACUUGUCGCCUUACUUUACGCCUCCCACUCCCCAUGGCGUUAAUGCGGCUCUCCCGGACGACGCGACCGUUAAGCAGGUCAUGCUGAUGGCUCGUCAUGGCAGUCGGUGGCCGCUCACCGGUGAAUUGGCGUACAUUCAAAAUCUGACGACCAAGCUGGCCGGGGCGACCGAGUAUAUCGCAAAGGCGCGGCUUCCCUCGAGCAUGGAGUUCCUUAAGGAUGGAUACAAGACCACUUUGGGUGCGAACAACCUCACGGCCAUCGGACGGCGGCAAAUAUUCGACCACGGUGUUGACUUCAAAAUGAAAUAUCCUCAGUUGAAAGCCACGAAUGUACUUGCCGGCAACCAGGAUCGUGUUGUCGAAUCUGCUCAAUGGUUCGCGCGUGGAUUCUUUGGCCGCUACUGGAACGAAAAAGUCGAUCUCAUCAACGAAGACACGGUCACCAUUAGCUGGAUUACCCCGAUGGACACAUGUCCGCUUUGGCAGUACUCGUAUGGACAAAAGGCUGUCGAUACCUGGGGCGCAGUCUACCUGCCACCGAUUACCAAGCGUCUAAACAAACUCCUUCCUGGCGUCAACUUGACCAUUGGCGAUACCCAUGGCGCGUUGUACGCGUGUGCCUACGACCAUGCGGCCUAUGGUGUCUCCCCGUGGUGUGAUGUUUUCAGCAAAGACGAGAUUCUCGACUUUGAGUACGAACUAGACCUACUUAUGGACAACGCUUUCGGGUACAAUCUUCCCGGUAUUAUGGGCCCCACCCUUGGCACGCUGUUCGUCAACAAGCUCAUUGAGCGCUUCACUGGCGGCACACAAGAGAUGUACAUCGAGUUCGGCCACGACACAACCAUUGAUAUGGCCCUUGCUGCUUUGGGGUUAGCCAAGGACAAGAAGCCUCUCCCUUCGAGCGGCCCCGUUCCUGCCAACCGCGCCUUCAGGACGUCGUACCAGGUUCCGUUUGGCGCGCAAAUGGUCUGGGAGAAAUUUACGUGCAAAUCUUCGUGCUCUGGUCCUCAAAUUCGCCUCCCUUUUGAACGACGCGCCGUUCCCGCUGUCGAUCUGUUCCAAGACUAA